Messenger RNA from Penicillium lagena, 1587 nucleotides. RefSeq lists its product as uncharacterized. The coding region runs from base 1 to 1587 and encodes 528 amino acids. The transcript is spliced from 3 exons. Gene Ontology annotation, cellular component: membrane. The record is from RefSeq and is a predicted model, not a curated record. Gene Ontology annotation, biological process: carbohydrate transport; transmembrane transport. Lineage: Eukaryota; Fungi; Ascomycota; Eurotiomycetes; Eurotiales; Aspergillaceae. Gene Ontology annotation, molecular function: carbohydrate:proton symporter activity.
AUGGGUUACAAGCAAAUUUUCUCGGAAUCAACAAUCGCCAGAUAUGUUCGUACAACCCGGGCGACGCCCAGGGAGCUGAUUUACAACCCCCGACUGCUCCUUUCUGUGGCCCUAUAUGCAUGUGCUGGCAUUCCCCUGAGAGGAUUAUCAGCUUGGGAUCAAGGAUCAUCGUCGGUAGUGGCGUCGCUGCCAGGAUUCCAGCAGCAUUUUGGAAUUAGUUCUGGUGCAAAUGCAAGCCAAAUAUCCAAGUUGGUGUCCCUGGUAUACAUUGGAUGCGGUGUGGGCGCAGGACUGUCUUUUUUCAUUAAUGACCGUGUCGGUCGGCUCUGGUCACUGCGCCUCUACAUGCUCAUUUGGAUUGCCGGUCAGCUGGUGGCCACCUUGGCCCCAAAUAUCGGCAUGCUAUAUGCCGCACGAGUCAUUAGUGGAUUGGGAAUUGGGCCUCUCACUGUGACAGGCACCAAUUCCAUUGUCGAGAUUGCGCCUACCGAGAUCCGUGGACUCCUCGCAACAUGGUUCAGUGUGGCCAUGCUCCUUGCUCUGUGGGUCUCAAUCUUUUGUGUUUACGGCGUGUACCAGACAAUGGAGGUAGGCCGCUUGCAAUAUCAGGUUGUCUGGUUCGGGCCUUGCAUCUUCAUCUGUUUCUGCAUUAUCGCUAGUUUCUUCCUGAGCGAAUCACCUCGCUGGCUCUUCCUCGUCAACAAGCAAGAGAAGGCUGUCGAAACACUGGUACGUCUGCGUGGAUUACCAGCUGAACAUCCUCGAGUACGAAUAGAACUUCAGGAGAUCCAACAGAGCAUUGCUAAGGAACGAAGCGAGGAGAGCGGUAUGCCUGGAAUGCUUGAGAUUGCCCGCGAGACCUUUUUCGUCCCAGCAAACCUACGCCGUCUUACGCAAGCACUCAUCGUAUUUGCCCUUGCACAACUAUCCGGCGCAAAUUCAAUCAGUUCUUAUUUCGUACCGAUCCUGACUCUUGUCGGAGCUAGCGAUGAUACCACGCACAGUCUUUUUCUAAGUGGCAUGUACAGCUUGGCAAAAUUCUUCUUCACACUGAUUGCCUCGUUUCUCAUCAUUGAUGCAUUGGGGCGUCGGAAGUCAGCAUUUAUCGGAAUCACCAUUCAGGUCAUCACCGAUUUGUAUAUUGGCAUCUUCAUAAAGUACCGCCAAGAGGGCCCCGUCUCUACCAACGCCGCUCAGGGUGCUAUCGUAGCCAUUUUUUUCCACGGUUUCGGAUACGCCAUUGGUCUUUUAAUCCUUCCCUACAUUUUUGGCGGCGAGCUAUGGCCUAACCAAAUUCGGUCCUUUGGCAGCGCAUUUUGUCAAAUGUUCCACUGGCUUUUUUUCUACGGCGUCAAUUCAGGGACUCCCUCGUUGCUGGCUAAUACGGAUAAUUGGGGCGCUUUUGUCUUUUUUGCUGCCUUCAACUGUAUCGCACUUGCUUAUGUGUUCUUUAUGGUUCCUGAGAUUGCCGGCCUGGGUAUUGAAGAGAUCGAUAGCUUGUUCCGCGGGCCGUGGUUCAACGCCUACAAGCGUUCCCAGGAGCCGAGUUUGCUGACCGGCAUUGAUACAUCUGAUAAAGCACAGUAA